This is a messenger RNA of Colossoma macropomum (tambaqui), 3316 nucleotides long. RefSeq lists its product as uncharacterized. Bases 323 to 1951 code for a protein of 542 amino acids. The record is from RefSeq and is a predicted model, not a curated record. Gene Ontology annotation, molecular function: protein binding. Lineage: Eukaryota; Metazoa; Chordata; Actinopteri; Characiformes; Serrasalmidae. The transcript has 11 exons.
ACCUCGGCUUUUAGGGUAAACCAAUGGCUCUGAGAAACGCCUGAAAUAUACCCGCCCACCAGAGGGCUAAAACAACAGAGGCGGAGGAAAAGAGACUAGAGAGAGAGAGACACACUCAGAGAGAGAGAGAGAGAGAGAGAGAGAGAAAGGGGCGGAGGAAAACCGGAGGAAAAGAGACUCUAGAGAGAGAGAGGGUGGAGGGAGGGGCAGAGAGAGUGUCACUCUGAAACCGUUAUAAACGGAGAGAAGAUUGUCUUUGGAUUCACUCGGACUGGAGAUCCUGAUAAAGACGGAGCUGAACUUUUCUAACUGAAGACUCUGAAUGACUCUGAACACUGACCUCAGAAACAGCUGCUGUUCAGGAAUCAUGUUCCUCUGUGUGAUGCUACUGAUUUUCACUGGCUUUAUGGAGACCAUAUCAGAAAACGUUAAGGUAGUUGGUCCAGCUGCUCCUCUUGUUGUUAAAGUUGGUGAAGAUCUGGUUCUGCCCUGUUCUCUCCAACCCAACAUCAGUGCUGAGGAUAUGAUGGUGGAGUGGAUCAGAACAGAUCUGAGCAGAACUGACACAGUAGUGCAUCUGUAUAAAGACUGUAGAGACACAAAUGACAAGCAGAUUAAGUCUUACAAAGGAAGAACAGCUCUGUUUAAAGAGGAACUCCAGAAAGGAAACACCUCACUGAAACUGUCAGCAGUCCAACCUUCUGAUGAAGGCAUUUAUCAGUGUGCCAUUAAAUCAGGGCCCUGGUUUGAUGACAUCAUUGUUCAUGUUGAAGUCAAAAAACUUUUAAAAGUAGUUGGUCCAGCUGCUCCUCUUGUUGUUGAAGCUGGUGAAGAUUUGGUUUUGCCCUGUUUUAUGAAACCCAGUGUCAGUGCUGAAGACAUGAUGGUGGAGUGGAUCAGACUGCAUUUGCCCUCUGAAACCACCGACACACUAGUGCAUCGGUAUAAAGGAUAUGAAGACAGAAAUGAGAGGCAGAUGGAAUCUUACAUAGGGAGAACAGCCCUAUUUAAGGAAGAACUGAACAAAGGAAACACUUCACUGAAACUCUCAGCAGUCCAGCCUUCUGAUGAGGGAGCUUACCAGUGUUACAUUAAGUCUCUCAAAUGGUAUGAUGGUGUAGCUGUUACUGUUGAAGUUAAAGGAAAAGGUUUUCAUGCCUGGAAGAUUGCCAUCAUCUUCAUUUCAGUAUUUGCCAUUAUAUUAAUCACCUUUACAGCGUACAUCUUGAAAGACAAAUUUUCAGAAAAGAAGCUUUCUCCUGCACAGUGCUCAGUCAUUACCUACAUGCGUCUCCAGUCAGUUUAUGUGAAGAAAGAGUUUGACCUGAAGAAAUUCAACACAUCAGAGGAGGGUUAUAGAAGACUCAUCCCAGCUAUCUCAAACUACAGAAAGGCUCAAUUUGCUGGCUGUAAUCUCACUGUACAGUCCAUCAAAACUUUGACUGAAGCUCUACAAACUGAAAACUCCUCCCUGAAAGAACUGGAUCUCAGCAAAAAUAACCUUGAGCCCUCAGUAGUGGAGUUACUUUCUGCUGGACUGAAGAGUUCACAUUGUAAACUGGAAAUACUCAGAUUGGCCGUCUGUAAUUUCACUGUGGAGUCCUGCAAAUCUCUUGUAACAGCUCUACAAACAAAAGUCCACUCCAUGAAGGAGCUGGACUUAUGUAGCUAUGACCUCCAGGAUUCUGGUGGCAUGGAGCUGCUCUCUGCUGGACUGAAGCCUGGAGACUGUAAACUGGAGAUACUCAGACUUCCUUUAUGUAAUCUUGGAGUAAACACAUGUGAAAAACUUGGAUCAGUUUUAAAAAUGGAAAACUCCUCCCUGAAAGAACUGGACCUCAGUAAUAAUGACCUGCAGGAUUCAGGAGUGGAGCUGCUCUCUGCUGGACUGAAGAGUUCACACUGUAAACUGGAAAUACUGAGACCAAAGGAGGAUCGGGUUCCCUUUUAAGUCUUGCCUCCACUGUGCUUCUUCAUGCAUCUGCAGAAUUUUCCAUGGCACUUUUUCUUUGGAGGGAGAAGUGUCAAGAGUGAAGGGUGCUGUAGUGAAGAGUGCUAUACAGAUAUCUUGGAUAAAGUUCAGCUCGCAAAUGAAUAAUGAAAACUUCUGAGUCCCAUCUAAUUUUAUUUCAUUUGUAAUAAGCCUCAAAGCAGUCAUAUAUGACAUACGUUUUGUUUUUCGGAGGACAUUAGAUGAACAGAAUUUAGAUAAUUUUGCCUUUCUGUGAACAAACAAUUACUGUAUAAAUCUUUUAAUUUGAUCUUUUUUUUCUGCAACUUAAUAGAUCUGUGACAAUAAUGAUAAUGUAAUAACUGUAAAAUAAUAACAAAACGGAAUAAUUGAUAUUUCAUGAUUUAUACUCAUUCUAAAACACAAGAUAAACAUUUUAAAAUAACAUUUCAAAAUAAAACUACAUUUAUGUGUAUUUAAAAUUAAAAAUACAAUAUCAAGAUAAGAAGUGAGGUUCCAAAUCCACACUGGCUUACUCGUAUAGCAAAAAGGAGAACUGCUGUUUUUUUCAUGUGUUUCUUGUUUGUGUUUUAAUCUGUUCUUGUAUAUGUUUUAAUCUUUUGAGUAAUGUCAACAAAAUGUGUAAAUCAGCUUCGAAGGUUUAUUUAAAUUGUUGAAAAGGAUAAUGUGCAAAAUGUAACAGAAUGUGAAUGUAAAAUAACACUGUUAUAUGCCUUGAAAUCCUAACACUGGAUGCUGUUCUUUAGAUCUGCCAUUCUGUUUGCUUUUCAAUAUUGUAAAACUGUGUUUUAGUAUGCUGUUCUGAAUACUGUUCUGUUCUGUGUGAUACCAAAGUAAAUAGUAGCACUUCAUUUUAUGGUACAGUAAGUAACUAUUAUUUAAUUGGUAACUAGCAUUUACAUUUCUGGUACAUACUUUGCAUGUACAUAACAAUUUAUAUAAAAACUACCAGGUAUGUACAACAGCACAGAAUUCAGCACAGAAUUUAAUAGAUAAAUAUGUAAAAAUUACUAGUAAUGUUUGUUGCAUAAUUUGCAAGUUCAGAUGUAACUACAGAGUAAAAAAUAUGAGAAUUACCUGGUAUAUUUCAGCUUUUCUUAAUUCAGUAUUUCAGUAAAUACAUGCAUAUGUGAUAGAGAACUACAGAGUAAAAUAGAGUUAGUACCUUUAUUCCAGUACAGUAAUCCAUUCCAUAUUAAUUGGUGUGUUUACUAGUAGUUCUUCAGUAAUACUGUGGGAAUAGUAAAAAGUAGUACGGUGGUAACUGUAAAAUAAAGUGAAACUUUGUACAUUGUAUAUAUAUACAACAACAAAGUUGAAAAGUAAAAAAUGACAUUUACUCUC